AUGGAUCCCUCGUCUCCACUAGAGCGCUCUCCGCGUAACUCCCCCUCCAGUAGCCUAAGCUAUCGCACCAGUUCCGGUCAACCUCAAGAUUCAUCGCCAAGCAUGGAUGCUCCGAUCCCCGACGAUCAACAUGGGGCUGAUUUACCCAUGAAUAUGACCGCUUCAGUCAUGCUGACUGGUCUACCUCGCGAUGCCCACCAGGCACUCGCCGAUGUGGAACAUAUCGACAAUCACAAAGUCACUGUUCGAUUUCAACCGUUACCCUCGGCGCCGAUGCUCAAAACCAGGGUUUUCAAGGUCAGCGCAUCGCAGAAGUUCGAAACGGUCGUCAAGUUCCUUCGGAAGAAGCUAGACUGCAAAGACACAGACUCGGUCUUCUGCUAUGUCAAUAGCGUCUUCGCGCCCGGCCUCGAUGAGGGGGUUGGUGGGCUCUGGAGGUGUUUCAAAUCAGACGAUCAAUUGAUUGUCGCAUAUUCAAUGACGCCGGCAUUCGGCUGA
Penicillium pulvis is the source of this 498-nucleotide messenger RNA. RefSeq names its product ubiquitin-like protein ATG12. Gene Ontology annotation, cellular component: phagophore assembly site membrane; Atg12-Atg5-Atg16 complex; cytoplasm. Bases 1 to 498 code for a protein of 165 amino acids. Lineage: Eukaryota; Fungi; Ascomycota; Eurotiomycetes; Eurotiales; Aspergillaceae. Gene Ontology annotation, biological process: C-terminal protein lipidation; nucleophagy; autophagosome assembly. The record is from RefSeq and is a predicted model, not a curated record. The transcript has 3 exons.